ACUUCUUGACAGUAAAGGGAAGGAAAGCGUCACCUUUACACUGACGCGCUGAGCAGCAGCAAGAAUACCGGGAGCACUGGGAUCUUACAAAUUAAGACCACUUGAAGGAAAGAUUUUGCCGAAGACUUGUUGGGAAGGUUUUGGCACUGCCUCCUCCCUGCUGUCCGUCUCUGCCAGGUGUCUUUGUCGCUGAGGGGAAAAUGGCUUUCCGUUCAGAGGAGGAUUUAUGCUGCCCUGCCUGUCAUGACAUUUUUAAAGAUCCCGUCCUCCUCUUGUGUAGCCACAGCUUCUGUAAAGCCUGUCUGCAGAGCUGGUGGAAAGAGAAGCAAAUCAAAGAGUGCCUGGUUUGUCGGACAGUGUGCGAGUGGAGUGAUCCACCUUGUAACCGGGCACUGAAGAACCUCUGUGAGGGAUUUUUGCAGAGUCAGAGAGCUUCAUCGGGGUCUGACAGUCUCUGCAGUCUGCACUCUGAAAAGCUCAAACUCUUCUGUCUGGACCAUGAGCAGCCCGCGUGUAUCAUCUGUCGGGAUGCAAAAAUCCACGCCGACCAUCAGUUCAGGCCCAUUGAUGAAGUUGCACAGGAACACAGAGAGGAGCUUCACACAUUCCUGAACCCUCUGCAGCACAAGCUGAAGCUUUUUAAUGAAGUUAAAGUGAACUUACAUCAAACAGCGGAGCACAUUAAAGUGCAGGCUCUGCAGAUAGAAAGGAGGCUUAAGGAGCAGUUUAAGAAGCUUCACCAGUUCCUAGAGGAGGAAGAGGAGGAACGGAUGUUAGCUCUGCGGGAGGAAGAGGCGCAGAAGAGCCAAGUGAUGAAGGAAAAGAUGGAGGCUCUGUGUAGGGAGAUGGCGAAUCUUUCAGACACAGUCAGAGCCACAGAGGAGCACCUCAGAGCUGGAGAUCCAUCCUUCCUGAGGACCUACAAGGCUGUGGUGGAAAGAGUCCAGCAGCACCCCCAGCUGGAUGAUCCACAGCUGGGCUCAGGAGCAUUGAUAGAUGUGGCCAAACACCUGGGCAACCUGACCUUCAACAUCUGGAAUAAGAUGACAGACAUGGUCUCCUACAGUCCUGUGAUUCUGGAUCCAAAUUCAGCCAAUCCAGAGCUCAUUCUGUCUGAAGAUCUGACUGGCGUGAGGCACGGAAAGAGAAGGCUCCUUCCAGAAAACCCGGAGAGGUUUGAAUUCUGGGAUUCUGUCCUGGGCUCUGAGGGCUUCAACUCGGGAACUCACAGCUGGGACGUGGAGGUUGGAGACAACAAGGACUGGGAGGUUGGGGUGAUAGCAGAGUCUAUGUGCAGGAGAGAAUUUGUGGGCUCCACCGUGUGGAGCGUAGAAUGCAGCCAUGCCGGAUACAGAGCGUUCUCCCCAACCAACAAAUACAUCGCUCUCUCCAUCACAGAGAAGGUCAAGAAGGUCAGAGUUCAUCUGGACUGGGACGAAGGGAAGCUGUCUUUUUUGGAGGCUGAUACAAACACACACAUUCACACUUUCACACACAUAUUCACUGAAAAACUGUGCCCCUAUCUUUGCACCAGGAACCCACAGCUUCUGAAAAUAGUGCCUGUAAAAGUGUGUGUGAGAAAGCUGACAGAUCAGGAGGAGUGAAGUUACGGCUAGCUGGGCUUUAACCAUGUAAGAGCACAGCUUUAAUCACAGAUUAGAAACAGGACAGAUGGAGGCACAGUCACGAUUACACAAAUCUGGCAUCCUUCGUCAACGUGCUCAUAGCCCGAAAUGGUUUCAUAAAGCCUUGUCAGGGCGCGUUGUUACUGUGUAAAUACUGCUGCUCUUCAGUUUGCACAUGCUGGCAAGCUGAAGUGCAAAUAUACACUGUGCUACCUUAGUUGACAUUUCGUAGUUUGCUACCAGGAGUGUUUCCAGGAUUGUUCAGUGACCAGAACUGGAGCAGAAAACAGACUCGUGCAGACGUGCAGAUGUGACUAAGAAGUGUAGUCAAUAACAUUUUACAAUGACUCUUUACCUAAGCAAAAGUAAUAGUAGUACAAACGUUUAAGCAGCAGAUGAUUUUACCAACGUCUAUGUGACUGUGAAGCUUUGUCCCCCACAACACAGCACAAUAAUUUAAUUGAUCUAUAUUUUAAAAUUUGAAAAAUAAGAAUUAGCUUAAGCUUUAAGUGUAGAAUAUAAUGGUUGUAAGUAGAAUGAAAUAGUAAAUAGUAUUUAAAUAAGUUUCCCGUAACACAGGCCUAAAGUCAGUGGGUUGUCCACGAGUGGCUUACAAACUUUGCUGGCACGAAAGUGUUUUUAAAGAAGUGCAUGGAGCUGCACCAGGAUCUCCUCUAAAUUGUUUGAUCAUAGCAGGUUGCCGCGGUAACCAGUAGUUUCCAUAGAGCAGGCCAAAUGUUCUGCCAACUCUCACACUUUUACUAAAGUUUUACUAAAGCUCGCAGAGUAAGUGUGAAGUUUUUGUGUCCUUAAUGCAAACUCUAGUUAACAGCAGCAGUCUGCCAGCGACCGCAGCAACAACACGGAGAGCUCUGUUGCAGAACUGUCUGCUACCAAUUUCACCUGGUGACAGCCAGGAGGCUCGAGCAACCAGGUGAAACUGGUACAGGUGAAAACACGAGAAAAUAAGGAAAACUAGAACAAGAAUCAUACAAAGGUAUUAAUUAAGGAACGUUUCUUCACUUUGACAGAUUGUAAUUGCUUAACAAGUGUGAAUGUGUGUGUGAAUGGGUCAAUGACUGAUUGUAGUGUAAAGCGCUUUGGGGUCCUCAGGGACUAAGUAAAGCGCUAUACAAAUACAGGCCAUUUACCAUCACUCUCCAAAUGGUCGGAGAAUACAGAUUUUUCCCUAGCAACCAGAGGUUGCCAGCGGGUCUCUAGGCCUGUGUGAUUGAGGCCUAAAAGCACUGAGUUAAAUUACACGCUACUAUUCAGUGGUGUAAGAUUAACAGUAGCCCGGCAGCAUGGGUGUGGGUGGCAUGGGCACAAAUUAUAUUUCCAGGUGAGCCGGUUCCACUCUGUGGAAACACUGCUGACGCAACACAGAACCAAGUGUGACAGCCUUCAAAAGGAGCAGAGACCUUUCAACAAUAACUGUAUACUGAUGAUGGCCCUGAUAUUCUCCAAGGAAGUUCCAGUAACUUGAAGAGGUUAAAGCAGAAGCAGCACUCGUAGUUUAAAGUGUUGAUGAAACGAGUAAGUAAAGGAUUUGUUCAGUGCACUUCCAGCGUCGCUGGAACUUUAUACUCUUCAGACUCUGUGCUCGACUCCCUGCACCAGCAGGUGAAGUUGUGCCACAAACAUCUAGUGAACUUCAUUAAUUUUGGAAAAGCAAAAAGAGAGGCUUCUGCAUUAUGUGACAACAACACCGUAGAACUGAAAAUCCAAUAGUCCCAUGUUUUGGGUCACCACAGAGGAAAUGCUCAUUACAAAUUAAUGCAAGGUUGUUUGAAGUGAUUAUUUUUAAUCUUUGAUAAAGCAUCCUUUCCUAAUGGGAGGGGUCUCUUCCAGGAUGACAAUACAGUUCACAUAGAGCUCAGUGAUCAUAUGCUGUGACCUUGAUCGUCAAAGCACCAAAUGGGGGACCAGAAGCAGCGAAUAUCUUAAGUCUCUUUUAUUUGUCAUCGUUCUGUCUGUUCCUCAAAGAGACACUCAUCACCAUCACGAAUAUGGAUUUUGACACAAUUAUAUGAAGUAUAACUACCAUCUAGUGUUCAGUUGUUUCAUCAUCUUAAUGUUUCUUUUUUGAUGCUAUCAUUAAUCUUAUGUAAUCUUUUUGAUUUUCAGGGCAUAUCACAUAAUCAAAGUAGCGCUCAACAGUCCAGAAUACAAACACAAAGAUGCUGCUUCAUGUUCUGAGAUGUUAUUCUUUCUAUCGUGUUUGAUGGAUUUAGAGAGAAGAGAAAAGUGUGUUAUAUUUUAUUGAUAAGGGGAAGCUCAUCUUUGAAACAGUGGACAAAUUGUCACACAGUGUAGCUUUUCCAUUUAGAGACAGGACAUUACCCCCUCCACCCAGCACAGGUGUGACAGUGGCAUUGUUUUCCUCCAGCUAACGAGUUUCAAGCCUCUAACAAGUAACGUGGAGACUGCCGUGGCCUCAGUCUGGUUGAUCGAUACCGGUCUCUCAUGUGGGACUGCACCACGGGACACAGCAGAGGAUAUUGAAUAUUUCCAUCCAGAACUGGGUCAGUUUGGGUUACAGCUGUUGCAUGAAACACACAACAGAGGAACUAUUUGUGUUGCACAACAAAUGAUUUUGACUUUAAAUGUAAUCUUGCCAAAUGUUGUACCUUAAAUGAACACUUUGAAAAUAUUUAUAAGACCUGUAUAAAUCACAGUAGGGAUCUGUUUACAGAAGGCAACAAUGAACACUGCUGCUUGUUCGACGCUGGUUUGUGUAUUAUUUAUAUGAACGGCUAAACAAGGUGCACUAAUGAAUUUGAGUAUUUUUGCAUUGAUUCUGUUGCUUUUUAUUUAAAAGCUGAUGAACAGCCUGGUGAACAGUGGAAGAUUGCUUUUUCAGUAAACUGCUCAUCGUGUAUAUCACUGUGGUUUUUCUUUUUUAAACUGUGACUACCAAGUAAACAUAAGUACAGUAGUUUUGCAUUUUCAGUGAAUUAUUAACAAUAAGUUACUAACAAUACGUUAGCAAUUCACUAGAUUGGUUUAAAUUAUUAACUUGGUGAUUCUUGAACUCAUUUGGAUUUUUUUGCAGACUUUAAAAGCCUCUACAAUUAUUUGUGUCGCAUUUAGUGUCUACAAUAGUGAAUUUUGCGAGUUUACCUGAACGCAGCAUUUGAAACGAUAAGAUUCAUGAAGCCACUUGUGUGAAGUCUAAAACGUAACGUAAAGCAGUCCCGCUUAAUGUAGAAAAUGUAAAAUUGGACAAAAAACUUCGCUUUUACAGAAACUUAGCAAAAUAAUAAAUCCGCGUCACAGUGAAUAAUAUGUAGACGAAUAGU
This is a messenger RNA of Haplochromis burtoni (Burton's mouthbrooder), 4927 nucleotides long. Its product is annotated as nuclear factor 7, ovary-like. Gene Ontology annotation, molecular function: zinc ion binding; protein binding. The transcript has a single exon. The record is from RefSeq and is a predicted model, not a curated record. NCBI's taxonomy places the organism in Eukaryota, Metazoa, Chordata, Actinopteri, Cichliformes, Cichlidae. Bases 201 to 1604 code for a protein of 467 amino acids.